GAGAGGAGCAGAUGUCAAGCCUAUGAGCCAGAGGAAGAUGAAAUAUCUCUUUAUCCUGAUGAUUCACUUUCGGAUGAGGAGGAUGAACCUGACGUAAAUAACCAGAAAAAGUGCGAGGGGAAAGUUUCUUCACAGUGAUGAAUGACGUGGGUUUCCCUCCCAUUUCUGAUAGCGACUAUUUUUUGUUUGUUUCGAAGAUCAAACAGAAUUAGAUACCCUGUAAGAAGACAUCCUAAAGAGGGGAAAAACGAUGAAGAGAAGACAAAAGCUGACAGGGAGAAAAUGUGCAGCAGCGACGACAACAAGCCACGAUGGUCAGAAAUGGGUGUUUUUCCUCCCACAUCGCUCAUUAGAGACACACAGAUGAUUAUGAAAUAUUCCGAAUGAGACGAAACUUGGCAGGAACAUAGUAAAAGAAAGUCCACAUGUAUUGAUGGUAGUUUUAUACUUUUGAUUGACAGCAUGACGUCAUAAGUGACGUUGAAACAUGGCAUUAAAAUUUGGAAUUAAUUAUUUGACCUAAAUAACUUUAUAAAUAAAAUCUAUAAAAAAACGGAGCUUUCUGGUGAAGACCCCACUUAAAUCCGUUAAAUUGUUGCAAAGCUAGAGCUAAUUAAAGAAAUUCAAAUUUCCCGCCAAAUGUAUGGAAUUAACCAUAUAUGGUCAAACUUUAGGGGUAUUUAAACUCCAGCUUAUUAAACUAAACAGUAAGGAAACUAAGCGAACCAUGCAUAAAAGCAAAUUUGUUAUUUUUGAAUUUGGGACAUGGGGUGUCAGGUUGCAUGUUACGUCAUUUCAUAACAUGUUGACGUCAUAUUUACGUGUUGAUGACGCCACAAGUGAAAAUACCUAUAGAGUCCCAAAUUCAAAAAACUACAAAUUUUCUCCAGUGUGUUAUCCGCUACUUUUCUUUUAACUUCCAUUUAUUGUCUUGAACUGGAAACCUCCCUAAAGUUUUACCAUAUAAGGUAAUAAAACAAGUAAAUUCUUUAAAUUCCUUCUUUUAUUGUCAGUCACAAAAUAGCUUGUAACUUUGUCCCGUUUAAUGGAUUUUAACGGUGUUUUCACUGGAAAGCUUCACUCUGAUCACAGAACACCUCUAUGUGGCUUUUCUGACGAUUUUCUUAAUUCUAAAUUUUGGCACCAAAUUUGGAAGCUAUUUGUGACGUCACAAUGUCCAUCAAGAAUGUCAAACUGCCACCCAAAAAUGUAGAAUCUCUCAAGCAACAAUCCUGCCAUGUUUCAUGCCAUUUGGAAAAUUCUUCACGUCUCUGUGAUCUAUGUGGGAGGAAAAACACCUAUUUCUGACCAUCGUGAGCUAUGUUCACUGGUCUCAUGAAUCAAGUGCAAGAACAGAAACAGCUACGGCAACAGAACUUACAAGUAAUGCUUGCACAACAAAAUAAGGUGUUUAUAGCUUUGCUGGAAAAUAGCAAAAAGCAAUGA
Porites evermanni is the source of this 1446-nucleotide messenger RNA. The record is from the annotation of a GenBank genome assembly. Lineage: Eukaryota; Metazoa; Cnidaria; Anthozoa; Scleractinia; Poritidae.